GAAGAACUGAGCAGAUCUGAACUCACCACAAGUCUUCAACACCGCCUGCCCGAUCCAUGGCUACCACCCACAUCAUUUCUAAAUCGCGCGCUUCAUGCUUAUACAACCCGACUGUGGCACCUGAUACCUGUCGUGCAUUUGCCUUCCUUUGUUCCCUCUCGAGCCCAUCCGCUCCUCUUGCUGUCUAUAUGCUCUCUGGGGGCACUAGCCGAAGGCUCUCCCGACUCACUGAGACACGCUUUCAAUCUCUUUGAGGGUAUUCAAAAGGCCAUACUUGUGGCUUGGGAUCCCAAUAAUGUUUUUGAACCUGCUUCGCUGGCGCUCAUUCAAGCGGCGACUAUCGGUCAAACAUUUGCAAUACUCUCUCCAAAGGUUGCGCACCUAGCCACUGCUCGCGCCUUUCAUGGUACGCUUUGCGUUUCCGCAGAAAAUUUCCAAGAGGUUUUCAGAGCUGGACCUAUGUCAAGGGAUAAAGCUGCUGCGGAUGGCGAGGCGUCGCUUGUGGCGAGAUGGCAAGAAUGGAUCAGCCUGCAAACAUGUAUCAGAGUUGCAAAUGCGUUGCAGUGCCACGAUGGCGAGAUUGCAGCAACUUUCCAAAGACGGCCAGUCCUCCGGAUGCCACCCUCGAAAACCAUGUUCGCUGCUUCAGAUGCUAUAUUUCAGCUCAAAUCAGCGACGAGGUGGCAUGAGGCUCUUUUGAUGGCCCCGCCAGAGCCAAACCCCGAGUCUGAUGGUUUUUCGCCGCGCUGUUCAGUAUACUCAGCUUGUGCAUUUCUCGAGUCAAUGCUAGCCGAGAUCAUCGAGGUCAGGUUGGCGCAGACCAACUUCAUGCAAGCACAAUUGGACAGGCUCGAACUGACUCUCAUCGAGACUUUAGCGCGCUCCGCUGAAGUUCUGGAUUCUGAGGCCUCAGAUAGGCUAUACAUCAAGCUGAUGUUUCAUGCCUGCUUCAUCCAGCUGCUUUGUAAUUUUGAUCAGAUCGAGCGACGACUUGGCAAAGACGGCCAACGAAAUGACAACGACUCGGCAUUCGGCGAGAUACGCGAAUGGACAGCCACGGAUCGAGCAAAGAGAUGCCUCGUGCAUGCAGCAAGUAUCUCCAACGCAUCGGCUCAAUUUCGCUUGAGCGAUACUCCUGCACUCCACGUCGCGAGGACCAUGUACAGUGCAGCUAUCGUCUGCAUCGCGUACGCA
Dissoconium aciculare CBS 342.82 is the source of this 1194-nucleotide messenger RNA. RefSeq lists its product as uncharacterized. The transcript has a single exon. Gene Ontology annotation, biological process: regulation of transcription by RNA polymerase II; DNA-templated transcription. Lineage: Eukaryota; Fungi; Ascomycota; Dothideomycetes; Mycosphaerellales; Dissoconiaceae. Gene Ontology annotation, molecular function: DNA-binding transcription factor activity, RNA polymerase II-specific; RNA polymerase II cis-regulatory region sequence-specific DNA binding; zinc ion binding. The annotation marks the transcript as partial. The record is from RefSeq and is a predicted model, not a curated record. Gene Ontology annotation, cellular component: chromatin.